AUUUUGUUGUGACAGUUAUAAACAAUAAACAAAAAUCUUCUGUAUGUUGAGAACUUUAAUGUCAUUAUUUAAUUAAUAAGAAAAAAAUUUUUUUUAUUAGUAUCUUUUGUAUAACAAAAGACAAUUAAUAUGGAAAACGAUUAUUAUUCGACGGUUUAUUCUUGGUUUGACAAAUGUGGAAUAAUAUCAAAUAUUCGAACUCAUUUACGUCAAAAUUUGGUAAACGCUUUAAAAAAUAAAGAUUUAUCAUUAAAAUCCGAUAGCAGUCGACCAAAAUCAGCAAAACAAUAUGUUCACGAUUUACUUAUUGCCGAAUAUCUUUUCGAUAGAAAUUAUGCAUGUUCACUAUCUGUUUUUGCAAGUGAAGCUCCACUACUUGUUAAUUUUGCACGACAAGUAUCAACAACAUCAGGUGAAAAUGAAAAUAAACAACGUCUACAAACAGAUUAUAUAUCACAUACACUCGAUACAUUAGGAAUAAAAUCUGACGAAUCAGAAGGAUUAUCAAUUAUUUCCAAAUAUUUUGAAUCUGAAGAACCAUUAUUACUUUGUAUUCUAAAUUCUCUUCGACAAUUUUCUUUAAUUAAUAAAAAUGAAACCAAAAAAGAAGAAAAAGAAAAAUGUGGAAAAAUAUUUUGUGAAAUUUCAACACAAACAGAUAAAGAAUUCACGAGGGAAGAAAAAUUGGCAACAGCAAAAAAAAGAUUAUUUAAACAAAAAGAAAUUUUUGAUAAUGAAUUAAAAGAAAAGGAAGAUAAAUUAAGAGAGCAAGCAAUUUUUGUUGAUCGUCAACUUUUAUUGUUGCAAAAAAAAUUAGAAGAAGUUCAGGAAUUAAUGUAUAAUGUACAAACAAAGGAGAAAAAUUUACAUCAAGAAAGAGGUAAAGAGGAAGAAAGAAUUAUUAAAAAAGAUAUGGAACUCUCUGUUAAGGAGAAACUUCUUUCGCAAGAAGCUAAUCGAUUAGAAAAAGAGAGAGACAGCUAUAGAAAAUUUGAGACUGAUUUAAAGAAAUUACAAGAUGAAUUAUUAAAAGUAAAAAGAGAAUUUCCAAUAUCAAAAAAAAAUGAUUAUCGUGAUAUGCAUACGCAAACUGAUUUUGAGAGUUUUAUUAAUUUAAAACGUGAAAAUGAAGAAUUAAAUAGUUUAAUUAAACAACAACAAUCACGAAUUGAACAAUUAACAUUGAGAGCAGUUCGUCUCUCGCGACAAAUGGAAGAAACACAAUUAGAAAAAAGAAAUUGUUUAGAAUUACCAAUAAAUCCAAUUGUUCAAUUAACAAAAAAUAAUACAAUUUUCAGUGAGAGUAGUUCAACUGAAGAUUUAAUUCAUGACGCUAAAAUGAGAUUAAAACGUUUAGAGGAAGAAAGUACAAAAGCUGAUCAGUAUUAUUAUGAUUAUAUUACAACAUCUUAAUGAAUGUAGAAAAUUAGUUUUGUAUUUUGCAAAAAAAAAAAGAAAAAUAUUUUUGACAAUUUUUUUUCUGUCGUAAAUUAUAUAUAUUUAUAAUGUGUAUUUAAUUAUUUAUUUGAAUAAUAAAAUAAUAUUUAUAAUUCAUACAAAA
This is a messenger RNA of Leptopilina boulardi, 1561 nucleotides long. RefSeq lists its product as uncharacterized. Lineage: Eukaryota; Metazoa; Arthropoda; Insecta; Hymenoptera; Figitidae. The transcript has 3 exons. The record is from RefSeq and is a predicted model, not a curated record. The coding region runs from base 130 to 1413 and encodes 427 amino acids.